ACGGAGAGCAUGCGUUGUGAUAAUUGAAAGAAAUGGAAGUUCUGUCAUGGCUAGUCAGCAAGUUACGGAAGAUCUAAAAGCAUUUGAACGAAGGCUCACGGAGUACGUGCAAUGUUUAGGUCCACAAACCGGCAAAUGGAGACUUAUUCUUGUUCUGUCGUCAGUUGCAACCGCUGCAGGUGCUUGGGGAUUAAUCACAGAUAGUCAACAUCAUCCUUCACUACUGCAGUAUCUGUGGCACCAUAAAUUUUUCACAAUCAGUUGCUGUAAUUUAUUCAUAUUAUUUAUGCUAGGAAUUCAUAGAAGGGUUAUGGCACCUCAAAUAAUUUUAGGAAGAACAAGAUUAGUUUUAGAGGAUUAUAACAUGUCCUGUGAUGAGAAGGGAAGACUUAUUCUGCGACCAAGGCCAUCAUGACGCAUGCUUUUAAAGUACAUAUGAAAUGAUUUUUUUUGUAAUUCAUCACAAAAGAAAUGUAGCAGUGAAUUUCAGCACCUCAGAACCGAUAAUUCUUCUCUCUUUCUUCUCUAACUUGGCAGGAAAAAAUUGGACAUCUUACCUUACAGUAACUCAGAGCAAAUUCAGACUCAGAGCUCAAAUAUUGCAAACAAAAGACUUCAUUUCAUAUGAACUUCAGAAUGUAUUAGUUUUUGUUUUAGAAACAAUUGGAUGUAUAGUUAAACUUUGAAAAUGUUAUAUUCAUAUAUGGGGAUGUGAUGUCAAUAUCUCAACACAAAAAAAUCAAAGUAGUUCUUAAUCAUUAGGAUGGUAAGUUUGAUGAUUUCUCAGGCAUUGGUUAAGGCAAUGCCUUGUCCUAAGGGCUUUAUUUUUGUUUACUAUAACAAGGCAAUUAAGACUCGAGUUUAAUUGAUAGACAUUAAAAAAAAAAAAGAACACUUUAAUAAUCACGGUGUAAGGUGAAAAAUUAAGACAAAAAGAAUUCUAAGAGAGUCUUGCUCAUAAACGAACAAGGGUGUAUUUGUUACUAGUAUUUACAAGCCUCUAAAAGGAAAUGGUGGAAUGAUUUGAUAUUUUUUCCAGAUGUUUUUUUUUUCCAUUUUAUAUUUCCACAUUAAAAUGCCAUGUGGCAUAGUGCUUGACCUGUUAACCCCAAAACACAACAAUCUUUACUUGACCUUAGUUUUGUUGAUGUUCUACAAUCUUUGUGAGAAUUAUCAGGAACCUAGAACAUUGUACUCUGCAUCUUGUCCUCAGGAGAGUUUGAUUGUGUUACUUUGGAAAUUUGCAAGUUAUUUAUUAAGAAGAGUGGGCAAGUAGAUAUUAUUUUCCUUUCAUUUAUUUUGCUUUGUGACUUGCUGGUAGGUCUCUUUCACAAAUUCUUGCAAGUAAUGACAACACCAGCAUGAUUGCUUUAUAAAAAGGGAGAUGAGAGUAGGGCUUAUAUUAGGGGUCAUUGACAAACAACUAGAAUCUUUCUACAUACUGAUCUGUUUUUACCAAACUUAAGUCCACUGAAAAACGUUUUUAUACAAUUCUUGGUUCCAAAGGGUAAAAUAACCUGUUCAAUUACCUCUUUCCAUGUUGUUAAGAAAUAUUUUUGUAAGUCUGACCUUUUAAGGAAUACAAAAGUAUUUAAGGAACUGAAAUUGUACUUUCAGUCUGAUUUCAGGUACUUGAUUUUGGAAAUCUUAUCAAUAAAGUUUGUUGUGGAACUUA
This is a messenger RNA of Stylophora pistillata, 1675 nucleotides long. Its product is annotated as nuclear envelope phosphatase-regulatory subunit 1. NCBI's taxonomy places the organism in Eukaryota, Metazoa, Cnidaria, Anthozoa, Scleractinia, Pocilloporidae. Gene Ontology annotation, cellular component: Nem1-Spo7 phosphatase complex; cytoplasm. The record is from RefSeq and is a predicted model, not a curated record.